GAGGGAAGACGUCACUCCGAAGGGGCCCGUGACAAAAAUCACUUUGACACCCCUGCACUAAACAAUCCUCCCACGAGUCAAUUUGAAAGUGGCUGAUUAAAUGCCUCGCGCAGAGGAUGAAUCUCCGUUGACAAGGUAGAUGAUUAACUGAACGGAUGAGCCGUCGGCCGCCGACCUCGUUGCGUCAACGUGGGAGCGAGGCGAGCCGCAUGAACCUCAUUAGCCGGCCCGGACGAUAUCAAGCAGGGAGCAGCAGGAUGUGAUAAAAGACGUCGGGCAAAGCAAAGAUGUGAAAAUCAAGAAGCGGGAGGACGGACGUGUCGCGGCCGAGGACGGAAGCGCUUCUUUCCAAACAACUUGCGCAAGUUCAAAUGAUUCCGAUGCGAUUUUUAUCUUGGGCGCGCUCAAGGUUCCGCAUGAAGUUGAAAACUUUGGCGCUGCUGUUGUGCAUCGUGACAUGCACCACGUUGUUCUUCAGCUACGCCUUGCGAGAGCCCUCCGGCUACAAGUACGCCUUGCGCUUGGUCGCCUCCACCGAGGCCCCGUGCGCCUGUCGGCGGUGCCUGACCGAGGCGGAGGACGACCCCUGGUUCGCGGAGCGCUUCAACCGGUCCGUUCACCCGCUCAUGGCCAGGGACAACAGCGCGCUCUCCGACGAAACCUUGAAAUGGUGGCAGUCGCUACAGUUGGAGAAGCGCCCGGCAAACUUCAGCGAGGUGGUGGAGGAGCUUUUUCAACUCAUUCCCGACGACGUGCUCUACGCAGACGCCGGGCCGAACCGCUGCCGGACCUGCUCCGUGGUGGGGAACUCUGGGAACCUGAAGGGAUCCCAGUACGGACGCCUCAUCGACGCCAGUCAUUUCAUUAUAAGAAUGAACCAAGCGCCCACGACUGGGUUCGAGGAAGACGUGGGCGCCAGGACGACGCAUCACUUCAUGUAUCCGGAAAGCGCCAGGGAUCUCGACAAUGCCACCAGUCUGGUGCUCGUCCCCUUCAAGACUCUGGACCUGCAGUGGAUCAUCAGCGCCCUGACCACAGGCACCAUUAAAAACACUUACAUUCCUGUGAAGUCCAGGAUUAAGGCAAACAAGGAUAAGGUGUUGAUUUACAACCCGGCAUUUUUCAAGUACAUCGACGAGUCUUGGCUAAGGGGGGGGCAUGGACGUUAUCCUUCCACCGGCUUCCUCGGCUUGCUGUUUGCUCUCCACAUAUGUGACCAGGUGAACGUGUUUGGAUUUGGCGCAGACCAGCACGGGGACUGGCACCACUACUGGGAGAAAAACCUCGAGGCCGGCGCUUUCCGAGACACCGGAGUCCACGAUGGAGAUUUUGAAUAUAACGUCACGCGUCUUUUGGCAGACAAACACAAAAUCAGAAUGUUUGAAGGGAGAUGAUGGCACGGGGUACUCCUGCGCCAUGCGAUGAAUGUCUGUGAAAAGAGGAAGAUCUUUUUUCGAUGUCUAGCUUCCUACUUUUUCUUGUUACGUGAUGAGCCUCUAUUAUGUGCUCAGCCAUGAUCUAAAAUUGGAGCAAAAGACGCUGGCCACUUUAUGAGGUACCUGGUCGCAUUUAAAAAUCACGCGUGGGCACGAACGGGAAUCCUCAAUUUGGACUUUAAAGGACUGUCGGUCUUUAUUCUUCUCUCAACAAGACGGCACAGGUUCCGUUUUCCCUUGUGGAGGCAGCACGUCAUCACCGAAUUACACUUUGUCACUUUACCGUAAAUACGGCCCCGCCGCAUCGAAAACCUCAUCAAGCAGUCGAUGUGAAUCUGUGUGCCCAGCAAAACUCGGUGCGGCUCUGCUCUGUGUCCAGACUGCAAAUGAACGGCGCUUGUCCAGCGCUACCGCUGGAUUAUUUUAACGACAGUUACGUAACAGCAGGCAGAAGUGAAGAACAGCACAAGUUUGACAAGACGGUGCUUUUUCAUUUCGUACCUGGCUGGGCGGGUAGUGAAGAGGCCCAACUGUUAGUUUACCAACAAUCAAAAGUACAUUUUCUAUAUGAGGUCCCCGUUAACAGAAUAGCUAAUAACAGGGGCAAUGUUUACAGUAUGUGGCAAAAAGAGCUUCAAUGGUGACAACAGAUUGAACAUCACUCUUUGUUAAAACGAUUCAACCAAUUUCCCGCAGAUAAUUAGUCAAAGAAAAAGCGGAACGCAAUCUGCAGUGUGGUGCCUUAUCUGUAACCAUUUGCAUUUGGGUCACACAAUUGAACAAAAAGUAUCAAGUGCCUUUACCGAGUUUGGCUUGUAUUCUGAUCAGUGAAGUGAAACGACAUUAUUCUUCAAGCUCCAGCCGCUGUUCUGGAAAAUAUUGACUUGACGCAUUCCACAGAAUAACGUGGACGUUAAAGUGUUGAUAUGAUAAGAACCUUGAUAUUUACUUGGCUGUGCAGUUUCAAGAUAAAAAUGAUCACUCUUGGCUUGAAAUCAGCACUGAUGAUGAUGAUGACGGUACGUCGGCAAAUGUGUGAUUUUAUGUUUUGCUUCUUGUGCCUUAAAACCACUCGGUUGUAUUUUUGUCCUCCAUAUGAGAGCAGACUAAUUCCAAAUGAGCUGAUGGAAAUGUCAUCUGUUUGUAUGCUGCUGCAAACAUGUCAACAGCGCCACCAGGUGGGCACCAACUUUCACCUAUUUCAGGUUUUUGUUUUGUUUUGCUUUUUUGGGUGGUCAUACGGUUGUGUGUGAACACUAUUGCUUGUACGACCUAAAAAUGAAAUAAAAUAUUUCUUAUCAAUAA
This is a messenger RNA of Hippocampus comes (tiger tail seahorse), 2741 nucleotides long. RefSeq names its product CMP-N-acetylneuraminate-beta-galactosamide-alpha-2,3-sialyltransferase 1-like. The record is from RefSeq and is a predicted model, not a curated record. Gene Ontology annotation, biological process: sialylation. Lineage: Eukaryota; Metazoa; Chordata; Actinopteri; Syngnathiformes; Syngnathidae. Bases 372 to 1394 code for a protein of 340 amino acids. The transcript has 7 exons. Gene Ontology annotation, cellular component: membrane. Gene Ontology annotation, molecular function: beta-galactoside (CMP) alpha-2,3-sialyltransferase activity.